This is a messenger RNA of Schistosoma intercalatum, 213 nucleotides long. The record is from the annotation of a GenBank genome assembly. Lineage: Eukaryota; Metazoa; Platyhelminthes; Trematoda; Strigeidida; Schistosomatidae.
AUGAUUAAAUUAAAACCUUACACUGAUCAUGAUAUUCUCUUCAAUAAUAGUAAUAAUAAUAAUAAUAGUGAUGAUGAUGAUGAUGAUGAUGAUGAUGAUGACGAGGAUAAUGACCUUAGGGUUAUAAGUGGUGUUAAUUUUUCUGAAUUAAAUUUAUUUGUCACAAUUAAAUUGAAACUGGAUUCUUGUUCAUUGAUGCUUAUUUAUAGUUGA